ACCGGCAAAUGAGAUAAAAUGUAAAUCUAGGGUUUUAUGAAUCAUCUUUAUAUCUAGAGUCCUCCGUCCAACUUCGUACCGCUCUCAGUAACCCUAGGGUUUCGGAACGGCCUAUCGAGGAAGAAGCUCUCAGGCCCUGGACCAACAAAGAUGCCGAAGCAAAUUCAUGAGAUCAAGGAUUUUCUUCUAACUGCUAGAAGGAAGGAUGCACGUUCAGUUAAAAUCAAGAGGAGCAAAGAUGUUGUGAAGUUCAAGGUUCGUUGCUCCAAGUACUUGUACACGCUCUGUGUGUUUGACUCGGAGAAGGCUGACAAGUUGAAACAAUCCCUUCCUCCAGGUUUGACUGUGCAAGACCUGUGAAUCCAGUUGUCCAAAAAACUGGGUUGGAAGAGUGCCAAUUGGAAGAACUUUUUUGUUUUACAAAUGAUGCUUUUAAUAUGGCAAUGGUGUUGGUAAUGAUUCUGCAUUUGUCACUUUCUUAUAGUUUUAGGCAGUUCUCAACUACACACUUAUUUGACUAGUUCUGGAUGUGUAGAGCUGGUUGAUUAUUGUGUAAGCAGCUUUUAUUUAAUUUUUCAGUUUCUGGAUGUUUUUCAAGGACAAAUUUUUGAAUUACUUCCAUUUCUGGUUUGAUAAUUUAGACUUAAGCAUUGCUUAUGCA
Messenger RNA from Diospyros lotus (date-plum), 661 nucleotides. RefSeq names its product 60S ribosomal protein L38. Lineage: Eukaryota; Viridiplantae; Streptophyta; Magnoliopsida; Ericales; Ebenaceae. Gene Ontology annotation, molecular function: structural constituent of ribosome. Gene Ontology annotation, biological process: translation; protein-RNA complex assembly. Gene Ontology annotation, cellular component: ribosome; cytosolic large ribosomal subunit. The transcript has 3 exons. The record is from RefSeq and is a predicted model, not a curated record. Bases 151 to 360 code for a protein of 69 amino acids.